This is a messenger RNA of Plasmodium relictum, 1419 nucleotides long. Its product is annotated as conserved Plasmodium protein, unknown function. Bases 1 to 1419 code for a protein of 472 amino acids. The record is from RefSeq and is a predicted model, not a curated record. The transcript has a single exon. NCBI's taxonomy places the organism in Eukaryota, Apicomplexa, Aconoidasida, Haemosporida, Plasmodiidae.
AUGAAAUAUGUUCCUCCUCCAUUACGAGUUCCAGAUGAAAUAAAAGAAAAAGAGGAUGCAUUAAAAGCUAGUGAGCAAGUAAAGCAAAAGGAAGAAUUAAAAAUAGAAGAAAAAGAAGUGGAUACUGAUAGCUCUACUGAAGGAGAUGAUUUUGAAAUUGUUUUAAAUAGUGUCGUUAUUAGUCAGAUUUCAAAAAACAAAGAUUUACGUGGUGAAUUAUUGGGUUAUUAUAUUAAAAAUGACGACGGAAAAAAGAAAAAAAAAAAAAAAAAAAAAGGAAAAACAACUGAUGGAGAUAAGAAAGAAGAUGAAGAAGAAGAAGACGAAGGAGAUGAAGAAGAUGAUGAAGAACAGGAUGAAAAUGAUGAAAGAAAAAAAAAAAAAAAUGAUAACAUUAAUGAGCUAAAAAAAAAUAAAAAGAAUGAUUCAAAAAAAUUAGAUAUUGUAGAAAUUAAUCAAUCUUUUUGUGUUUGUAAUAUUGAAGAUAUUUGUAUUGAUAAAAUAAAUAAAAUCACAAAUAAGUAUCAGCUUCCUAAACAAAAAUAUAAUGAUUUAUUAAAUAAUUUAAUUUUAUAUUUCAACAAAAAUAAGUAUGAAGAAGAAGGGGAGAAAUAUAUUAAUGAAGUUAAUAACUAUUAUGAUGAUUAUGUAAAUAUAAUGGCAGAAUUAAACUUUGAAACUACUUCUUUCGGAUUUUAUAUAAAUGUUAAUGAUAUAAAAAAAAAAGAAGUAUUAGCAACGCUAAUAUUAUACUCUCUAAUUAAUAAAAAUGCCUUUGUUUUAUGUUUUGGAGAAAAAUAUGGUAAGUUAAUUUUUUCAGCUUAUAAAGUAGAUGUAGACGUUAUUUUUGAUAUUAAAAAUCAAAUUAAAAACUCGAAUUUUAAUCAAUUUAGUGACAUAUUAAACGUUGAAUUGAAAAAAAGUGGAUUAAAUAGUAAAAAUAUUUUACAGAAAAUACCAGUUCGUAUAAAAAAUUCAAUUAUAAAUUCUCUAUUUUUAAAAGUUCUCAAAAAUAAAAAUAAAAAUUAUGUCUCAUCAAAAGACUAUUUAAAUUCAUUGGAAGUUGAUUCAUUAGAAAAUCAUGUACAGGAAACUUGUAAAUCUCUUGAAUUGUUAAAAUCAGAACAAGAAAAGAUUGUUAAGUAUAAAAAAGAUGUAUUUAAGCAAUUACAAUCACAAAAAGUAUAUCAAGAAAAGAAAAAAUUAGAAAAAGAGAAAAAUAAAAUUGUGCACGAUAAUUUAGACACCAAUGAAGAAGAUAUAAAUAUUCAAAAUAUAUUUAAGAAUAUUCCUCAACCCUCUUUAUUGUUUCCUUAUGUUUUAACAAUGAGUAACAAUAUGCUUAAUGAUAAUAUUAAUAAUUUAUGUAGUCAUGCUAUAGCUAAAUCUUAUUUAUAUUAUAAAAAUGCAAAACCUUAA